Messenger RNA from Cladophialophora immunda, 3308 nucleotides. RefSeq lists its product as uncharacterized. Gene Ontology annotation, biological process: polysaccharide biosynthetic process. Bases 1495 to 3003 code for a protein of 502 amino acids. The transcript has a single exon. The record is from RefSeq and is a predicted model, not a curated record. Gene Ontology annotation, molecular function: acyltransferase activity, transferring groups other than amino-acyl groups. Gene Ontology annotation, cellular component: membrane. Lineage: Eukaryota; Fungi; Ascomycota; Eurotiomycetes; Chaetothyriales; Herpotrichiellaceae.
AGGUCGUCGAGGAUCGGAGCGCGGAAGAACAUUUCCUCCGUGCCGAGGAUCCCCAAUUCGGCGCAAUUCUUCACAGCGCACAACAAUCCAUCGACAUCUCUCUUCCAUUCAGCCAACUUGAAUCUGCCUGGGAACCUUCAUCGCUGAGACAGACCGCGAUCCCUGACUUCAGACACCUUUCGGCGUCUCAUUGCAAUUCUGGCUCCGAUCUCCGAGCAGCAUCGCACCCGUCGAUCUCGAAAGCUUUUGAUGCCGUCCCUGCAUGCUGCAUCCCCGUAUAUCGUGUCAGAACCCGAGAUACGACCCGAAGGAACCCCUCCUCGACUGGGUCGAUGACUCGGAUGCGGCCUCAUCCUUCCCUCAAACCUAAAACAUGGCAUAUCCCUUGACCAGAAUCACAGACAGCAAUCAUCACAAUAGAUUUAAAAGAGAUGCUGCGCACGACGUUGAAAAGGGGACGACAGGCCCAUUGCGUCUCGACAACUCAAUCCGUUGUUGAGCUACAAAACUCGAACGACCCAAUUCACAGGCGCGGAAACAUGUCCUCCCUAGACACAAAACAGAUUGCUCUAGAAUUACCCCUUGUCAACCUGAUUCAUGCUUAGCAAAUGAUCCCAUCCUGCACAGAUCGUGGCAUCUGCACAGAUCACCCUGGGGAACCGGCAUACCCCCUAGUCGAAAUGACGUUUGUGACUCCGACUUAUCCUCCAACCUGACGCCAGCACCUCCAGAUGGGGUGUAGUGAAUGAGAGAUUUUCGAAAUGGAUGCUGAUGAUAACUACCGAGUGCAGGAGUCACAGCUGCUUCAUUUCUUACUGGCAGCUACAAUUGAGGUUGACAGCUGUCAAGGUCCCUUUGACACUACUGACGGCAGAUGCAGAAAAUCAAAACAUGUGAUGUGAAUGGGCAGGCCAGCCAUUGAAACACGCCUCCUCGAUCUGGAAAGGACGAGCUCCUUGUUCGCAGGCCUCCCCUCACGUGGGUUGAUGUCCGGCCACUUUCGCAUUCUACAGCCUUCUGAUUCAUGUCUCCCUCUUUCCCUGGACUGAUUGAUAGUCCUUUUCGUGUGUGUGCCUCAGCUGUCAAGAAUGACGGACACGUUCAACAAGGGCACUGGAAUGCUUGGUACGGGACUAGGCUAAUUUUGUCCUAAUCACCCCGAGUUUGCAAGCCCCUUCACGCGUUGAGCACACCGGCCCAUCAAAAUCUCAGCAAGGGAGAAGAGCACAAAAAUGUCCUGGAUCCUGUCUGAGAACUCGCCUUGUUGCCGAAGCGAUCCCUGCUCUACUUGGCUGUCGCUCGGAAUGUGGUCCAAGUGUAGAGAGCGGGACUUUCGAGAUUUUCACCUGGUGUCCAUAACUUCAUCUAACUCAUAUCGUAGUACGGGGCUCUUCCUUCGAUUCACUGUGCCUGUCGUUGGGUUUUCCGAACUUUGUGGUGUCUUUGUGUUCUUACAUCCUGUGGCAGAUAUUUUGUUGGUCUCAUCCGACCAAUAUGGACCAGUAUAUGCCCAUCCCUACCGAGGCCCGUACGAGUGAUCACACAGACGAUUUCGAGCUCUCGGACAUCGACAUAGAAAAGAUUAAUGACCAGCCCUUGCCCAAGUGGUAUCGACUACCUGGCUGGAGGAUAUCAUCGAGAUGGGAGGUCCCAUCAACCUGGAGGUUCCGGUCAACAGACGACUCCAUCAACCUAAAGACCGUCGCAGCUCUCAUUCUCGCCGGCGUCAUUACUGCACUCCCACGGUUUCUGCGACCAGGAGGGUUGAAGAGGAAGAAAAAGCUACAUCCGACUGCAUAUCUUGAUGCUUUGAGAGGCUGGGCAGCACUCCUAGUCUUCCGGUUUCAUAUGUACUACAACAAAACGUGGCUGCUCGAGCUGCCAGUCGUUCGCGGUUUCCUCAAUGGCCGCGCCAUGGUUGAGGUUUUCUUCGUCAUCUCCGGAUACGUUCUCAGUUACCGACUUCUCAAGAUGAUGCGCAAUCAGCAGCCGGACCUCCUCCGGGCUUUGGCCUCGUCGACAUUCAGACGGUGGUUUCGACUAUUCAUGCCGACAGGCAUUGGCUCUUUGAUCGUCGCUAUGGCCUCAUAUCUUGGCUGGUGUCGAGGGGAUCUUCGCCAGGGCACUUUCCUUGCCCAGCUUUGGGAUUGGUUCUGGGAUUUUGGCUCAACCACCAAUCCUUUCGCUGACAUCAAAGGCUGGUGGUAUCCAAGUGUCUUCCGCACGAAGUACCUCGACCCGAUGUGGACUAUUCCCGUCGAAUUCAGAGGAAGCAUAGUGCUAUUCUCAUUUUGUGCGGUCGCUGCUUUCUUGUCUACCAGAGGUCGGAGGAUCUGUUGUGGCAUCAUUAUACUCCUGUGCUACUACUGGUGGACCAUCUAUGCCGCUUUAUUUUUGAUCGGUCUAAUGAUAGCGGAUCUUUCGUUCGAUCGUCAUCCAGAGCGUCUGCAUCCCAUGCCUCUUCCACCGCAGGACAACGAAGCAUCACCAAAUCACAGAACUAGUCGGCAAAUCCUCACCAAGAUUGGGUGCAGUCUCCUUGUGGUUGUGGCACUGUUUCUCUUCGGACAGCCGCAAGACGGAUGGAGCUAUCAAGGGCCAUUCCCAUUCGACUAUCUCAGCAAGGUCAUUCCGUGGUGGUAUCCCCUCGAUCUCAGUGAAUACUUCUGGCUCAGUAUUGGAGCCGCUCUUCUGGUUUUCGCUUUGGACAACUGUCGCAUGCUUCAAAUCCCUUUCGAGCUUGGCUUUUCUCAAUAUCUGGGAGACAUCUCGUUUGGUAUUUAUGUCAUGCAUGAUAUUGUCAACUGGUGCUUUUAUGAGCCUAUUGUUGAACCAUGGCGUGCGGCACACCUUGGCGAUGGUUACUGGUCUGGCCUCCCGGGGAUGCUGAUUACAACAACUGUGGUGCUGUGGACCGCGGACUAUUUCUCAAGGAUUGAUGCCUGGGUUGUGUGGUUUGGAAAAUGGCUGGAGUCGAAGACCUUUGUCAAGUUGGAAAAUUAAGGGGAUGUUGUGCAACUUACAAGAAUGAGGUCGUCGUUGUUCUUCGGUUCCGAUUCCCGAACCCCAGUGUGCGAUAGGUUUUGAGGUUACAGGCCCUUUCCCCUUGAUAUUUCCUGGAGUUGAGAUGCAUCUGCCAAAGCAUAUACCUGGAUUCCUAGGGCCGGUGCCAAUCACAACUUCUGAAAGCCAGGCUGACUGUUCGUCUUUUCGGAUACAUUAGGAGCGCUACCCGAAUCUCCCAUACCCAGUUAUCAACUCCCAUCAUUUAUUCUACCCAAGGUUACAGAACUGCUCAUACUCAAAUU